Messenger RNA from Triticum aestivum (bread wheat), 3097 nucleotides. RefSeq lists its product as uncharacterized. The record is from RefSeq and is a predicted model, not a curated record. Lineage: Eukaryota; Viridiplantae; Streptophyta; Magnoliopsida; Poales; Poaceae. The coding region runs from base 1150 to 2925 and encodes 591 amino acids. The transcript is spliced from 5 exons.
UCGCCCGACCAAGAUCCUGGGGGAGCCGAAGCCGGUGCCGAGGUUGGGGUUCACGACGACGGGGGCCAGUUCUGCGCAGGUCCAACGUUCCAAGCUCCGAGACUCCAUCUUGCUCCGGGAGGAGAAUCGCAGUGUGCAGAAUGUUUCGUCAGCAUUGCAGCAAGAUGACUCUCAUGCACCUGCAAAGGAACAAGACAACUCAGAAGAUGCAUUGAGCCUGCAGCUGGAGUUGGCCAUAACCAAAACAAUUCUUCUGGAGGAGGUAAAAGCCCGAGCUGAAGCUGACGUCAGGGAAACUGCUGUAGGUGAUGAGCUGAAAGCAGCAAAUUUACGUACCCUUGAAGCUUGCAGGCAGAAGGAAACCACAGAAAAAGAACUGAAAUACACAACAUCUGUUUUAGAGGCCCUUGAAUCGGAGCACGUUGUUUUGAUAAAGGAACUAGAGGAGCUGAAGAAGAAGAAUUUCCAAAGCCCGGUAUUUCGUAAGAAGAGGGAUGUGGAAACUCUGAUGUUAAACACUGAGCUUGAGCAAGAAAUGGAUGAAAUCCACAGGCAGGCUAUGUGUGAAACGUCUGAGGUGAUUAUAUCCUUACAAAAAUAGCUGUUGUCACUGCAACAACAGCUAGAUGACUGCAACAAAAAAGAGUCAUUGGUCGCCAAACAAAGCCUUGAUGAAGCUAAGAGAAUAGAGAUUUUGUUGGAUCAAUCCAUCGAAAUUCUUGUGCAGAAGGAGGUUCUUGAACAAUACUUUGUUUCAUUCGUGAGGGGGAUGGAAGAAGAGACUCGUCAGCUCGAGUCCAAACUAGACCAGUCAAAUAGAUUCUAUGAAGGUAGAAUUAAAGAACUGGAGAUAAAGAUGCAAGAAAUGAAUUAUCAGGCUGGAGUGUUACUUAUUUCAUGGAAUAAAGAAAAAGAGAUAUCAGAGGAAAGGAAGACAUAUGCCGAAGAGAAAAAUAAAGUAAUCAAGCUAUUGGAGAUGUCUAAUGAGGAUGGCCAGAUUACUGUGUGUUCAUUAGAAGAAAAGGUGAAAUUACUCGAGGAAGAAGCAGAACAACUCAAAAGGAAACAGGAAAAAUUAGAAAUGGAGCUGCACAAGAAUUGCUAGUUGUGCCAUCCUCUAGGGAAGCAAAGAGCUCCCUGGAAGACAGAAUGGUUGAUUCACCUGACCCAACCAGGUACCCGAGUAAUAUAAACAAUGGGGUACUGCGUUCUCAGGAGAGUAGAAUAGGUCGAAAGGAGCCUUUUGAAGCAGAGGUAAUGAUGGCAUUCUUUGAAGAGCAAAUGCAAGGAAGCUAUGCAAGCUCAUUUGAAGAUAUAUUCAAAGAAGCUGCAGACGAUUCUCUUGUUGCUUCACAUUUUCUUCCACACAUUACAAGCCAAAUAAAGCCAAAUCCAAAUGCAGUUGAGGAGGCAGUUGACCUAGACACUAUAGCUGUUGAGUCAACUCCUCUAGUGGAACACCAAGAGGAACCUGGUGAGCCUUCUUCUGAUGAGUGCAUGCAUGAGGCCAGCCCAUCAGAUUUAGAGAUGGCAAAGGCAAUUUCAUUAGAAAAGGAUUGCUGGUCAGAGAACUCGGAGUUUGAGCACCCCAGUGCAAGCGUGGAGCUGGAGCAGUCUAUUGCAAGUAAGCAACCUGAUUUAUUUGGCGGUAGUGCAGGUAGUGAUCAGUCCAUGUCUGUAUGUGAUUCAGAGGAGCAAGUGACGCCUCCAGCUGUGGAGUCAGUGGUAGAAGUUCUGCAGGAGAAUGAGUUGCCUCCAGUUUCUCUAGUGCGUCCCAAUGAUCCGGUGAAAUACACUUUAGCCACUUGUGAUGAGCUGAAGAGGCUCAGAAGCAGGAACCACUAUGAGGGUGAUAGGACAGCAACAGACAGGAGAUUCUGGUCCAUUGAGCAGCAGGACUUGUACAACUCCAUAUACCGUAGGGCCGAGUUGUUUACUAUGCAGUGGAUAGACUGGGAGUACAUCGAUAGCAUAGAUGAGUUUUCUUGUGUCAGACAGAGAUGUGCCCAUGUGGGGCUUGAGCAGAUCAUGAGGUACCAUUGUGAUUGGGACAACGAAUUGAUUAGGCAGUUUUACUCCACAGUUCAUAUCAGCGACGACAAUAGCUCUAUUACUUGGAUGGCAGAUGGCAGGAGGAUAACUACAAACAAGAGGGCAUGGGAGGAGAUGUUUGGCAUUCCUGGCAGUGUUCACACUGCAAUAAUUCACUCAGAGUUUUUGCUUGAUGAUGAUGACAAGAGGAUCAUGUACACAGCUGCAGAAUGCAUAGUAGGCCAAACCAGGGGCCUCUCUCAAUUGGCUAGCAUAGCCAAUAAGAUUAUUCGGAAAACCAUCUAUCCCAGGUCUUAUAGAAGUAAAGUCCAGGGAUACAACUGGAACCUCCUACGUCAUAUUGUGGAGCAGCAUCCAUUUGACAUCAUUGCUUUGAUCUUCGACGAGAUUAAGUUGCUUAUUUCAGAUCACAGCCGCACUUGCCUCUUGUAUGCACCAUACAUCAUGGGGAUGAUCAUGCGAGCUUUUGAAUAUGAUGGACCUAGAGAAACCAGGCACGAUUCCUACAAGCCCAGGCCCGACAAGUCAAAGCAGACAAAAAAAAUUAGUCGUCCACUGGCACCUGCAGUAGUUGCACCUUCUGAGCCACCACCUUCAGCAUGUCAGCCGGAGGUAGAGGCCAAUGUUGAGGCAGAUGACCACAGCCAGUUCGAGGAAGCCGGACACCGGCCCCAGGGAGAGGCAGUGCAGCAUACCAAUGCCUCCUUGUCUUCUCAGAUCCUAGCUCCACGCUCCUCCCUGACACCUUCCCUUGAGGCUACCACUCCCUCACCGCCUCCGGCUCCAGCUGCAUUUCCUGAGCAGGCCAGCAUGAUGCACGCCGGCCUCCGGUGCUUCAGCUCAGCCAGCUGUUUUGGGGCCAAGUCCUUUUAGUCACUUUAGUUGGUAUCAAAGAGAUAAGUGAUGGGUUUAUGUGCUGUCCUUGAUGUCUACCUUGCACUCGUAUUCUGGUUAUUUUGUCUAUAUAUAUCUUGGACUUGUUCACCAUGUAUAUUCUUCUAUCAAGAAAGACCUUGAGAAGAGCGUAUCGAGACUUGAGAAAUCA